Molecule: messenger RNA, 986 nt
Organism: Ilyonectria robusta
Lineage: Eukaryota; Fungi; Ascomycota; Sordariomycetes; Hypocreales; Nectriaceae
Exons: 1
Coding region: 1-585 (194 amino acids)
Source: RefSeq, a predicted model, not a curated record
AUGCUUCCAGGCCCGGCCGGUCGAAUCGGCCGGCACGCACCCACCUGGUCGCGCAUUCGCCGCUUCUCAGCAGAAUCAACACCACUCGCGCAGUCCCAACCGGGGGAAAAAGGUACGAUGCACACGCACUCCCACACUAAGACCCAGGACCGAGACCAAGACCAGACGCAGCUAGACCCGUUCGGACACUGCGACGCACACCAGCUCCCUCCGACCCUCUCUCAUCCUCGAUCCCCGGCCCACUGGUCCACUGGCCCGCCCACUGUCCCACGCAUCCACGCAUCCAGGUACCCACGCCGCUCUUCCUAUCCGCCCGCUUUCAGCCAAAUACCUACAACGGACUGUCGCCCAGGCGAUUUGUUCCGCGUACAUGCCCAGUCGCAACAAGCCCAGGUACCACACACCCUCUUUCUCGCCCCAACCAACGCCAUCUCGGUUGUCGUCACCACCUGCAGUUCAAGUGCUCCACGCCCAAGGUUGGAGAUCUGGCAACACGAGCUAGCCUGCAGCGCAUGGGUGUCGUUCAAGUCUGCAGGUCUGCAGGUCUGCAAGAUGGCUGGGGAGCAACCAAGCUGGCAACAAUAGCGCAACCCAAUGCCAAGAAAUGCAACGCAUGGCCUGCAAAGUCUCGGCAUCACGCUAGCCCUCCGUUCUUCGUAAUCGUCACCCUCGUCCCCUGGUCCGCCUAUCUUCGACCUCCAAAAGGCCCAGCCUAGCCCUGCAAAUACGUCACGUACCCGUGCGAACGACACCGACAGCUCCAUGCUAUGGCUCAGAGAGCCGAUCUGUCAGCGGGCCAAUGGCAUUGACUCUCUCAUGUCACUCGCUACUAUUACUCUGUGGCUCGAAUACUGGACACGGACCAUCUCGGUGGCCACCCGGAUUGCUUCAUGACCCGAGACGGACAAUAGACGAGCGGCCGUCAACUUCCAGCUGGCAAGGCCCAAUGCGCCAACCGACCGCGCUGUCUUGUUGCGCCACGAGCC